Molecule: messenger RNA, 795 nt
Organism: Colletes gigas
Lineage: Eukaryota; Metazoa; Arthropoda; Insecta; Hymenoptera; Colletidae
Product: histidine-rich glycoprotein-like
Exons: 1
Coding region: 1-795 (264 amino acids)
Source: RefSeq, a predicted model, not a curated record
AUGGCAAAAGGUUUCUGCCUGUGCAUCGUUCUGGCCGUGAUCUGCGCGUUUGUCUGCCAGUCGACGGCGAGAGAUGCUAGGGAGAGGAGGGACCUCGUGAUGGCUGGCAGUCAUCACGGCCACCACCAUGAGGAGGGUGGCGGGCACGAUCACCAUGGCCACCAUCACGAGGAACACGGCGAUAAGGCGGAAAAGGGCUACAAGGGCCAUCAUCAUCACGACAAAGGCGAUCACGGACAUUACGGCAAGGAUCACGACGAGGGCCAUCACGAGGAACACGGCGGGCAGAAAAAGGGCCACCACGACGAACACGAGGAGCACGGAGAUCAUCACGAGCACGAGCACGGACACAAGGGCUCCAAGUUCGGGCACAAAAAGGGCCACAAGAAGGGCGAGAAGACUCACGGUUACCAUCACAAGGCCCACAAAGACGAAUAUCACAAAGAGCACAAGUUCUACGACGACUACCAUAAAGGUGGACACCACGAGAAACACGGGAAUCAUCAUGGACAUCACGAAAGCAAAGACGGCCAUCACAAAAAGGGUGGACACCACCAUUCCGGUCAUCAAGAGGACCACCAUGGAAAGAAAGGGCACUUCGAUAAGGGACAUUACGACGACGACCAUAAGGGCUAUCACGGAAAACACGGAUACGACGAGCAUCAUUCGCAUCACGACGAUUAUGGGAAAAAGAGCGAACAUCAUGGUGGCAAGAUGCAUGGGUUCUCGAGCGGCGGUGGCGGUGGCGGUGGGGGUGGCGGUGGGGAUGGCGGCCACGGGCAUCAUGGUCGUUGA